AUGGACGUGGCCAGUUCUGCCCGACGGCCUCAUUAUCAGCUGGGUGGCCUGUCGAGCUUCAUUCCGCUCAACGAAGAGCCCAGCACGCUGUCGACGCGCGGACAACGCCUGCCCACGCUGAUCCAGAGCCGCUCGAGCGCGUCCCUCUUCACUCUGCCGCGUCGGCCCACAACCAGACGGGGUUCCGUCCACAGCCACCACUCCAACGAAGAUGAAGAGCAUGGACAUGAUGAUGACCUGGACUUCAUGUCGCCGCCCAGGCGACGCACCCUCCCUCCAUCCGAAGUCGAUCCUCGGCGGAUGAGUCUCGGGCCGGAGAUCCUCAUGACACCCCAGAUGCGCAGCAUGCGGUUGAUAGGGCAGAGCAAUCCGCGGUACCACUGGCACAAGUACUUCAAGACCGAGGAGGAGCUCAAACGGAUGAAGAAGCCGAUCAGAAAGUAUUACGAGCGGAACAACUUCCUCAUCACGCAGUACAUAUACAUUGACAAGCUGCUGGAUUCUUCCUUGCCUCACAAUCUCAUCCAGGAGUACAGCCAGCAGCGGUCGCGGUCGAACGGAUACCUGAACACCAUCUCCGAGGAACAGAACUCGGCCACCAAUACCCCAGUGGUGGCGCCAAUGGAUGAGAGCGCGCCGGACACGCCAACUCCCAUCGAGCAAAGAUUGAAACGCACACCAAAGGACCUGUACAAGCUUCCCAGCGAACAGACGCCCUUGCUGCCGGAUGAAGGAGAGGAACAUGAAGACUCGGUAUGGCCCGAAAUCAACCUCGAAGACAUCGACAACGGGGUCGAGCCGAACGACCCCAUUGUCACCGUGGCCAUCUUCAUCAACCUGGUCGCCAACAUCAUUUUACUCGCCGGCAAGAUCGUCGUCAUUGUCUUGACAUCGUCUCUAUCCGUGCUCGCCUCCCUCGUCGACGCUGCCCUCGAUUUCCUCUCCACGGCCAUCGUCUGGACCACCACCAAGCUCAUUUCUCGACAGGACCAAUACGCGUAUCCGAUCGGCCGACGACGUCUCGAGCCCGUGGGCGUCCUCGUCUUCUCCGUCAUAAUGAUAACUUCGUUCUUCCAAGUCGCUCUGGAAUGUUUCAACCGGCUUCUCUCGCCAGAUCACAGCGUCGUGGAACUUGGCAUUCCAGCCAUCGCCAUCAUGCUGAGCACCGUCGGGAUCAAGGGCUUCUGCUGGUUCUGGUGCCGGCUCGUCAAGAACAGCUCCGUGCAAGCUCUCGCACAAGACGCCGCCACAGACGUGGUCUUCAAUAUUUUCUCCAUCAUCUUCCCCCUUCUCGGUUUCUACUUCCAGAUAUGGUGGCUCGAUGCGCUCGGUGGGCUCCUCCUCUCCUGCUACGUCAUCUUCAACUGGUCGAAAACCAGCGUCGAACAUGUCCGGAAUCUAUGCGGCGUCUCCGCAACAGCCGACCAGCGCAACGUCUUGCUAUACCUCGCCAUGCGAUUCGCGAAGCCCAUUCGGCAUAUCCAGGGCCUGCAGGCCUAUCACACAGGCGACAAGCUCAACGUGGAAGUCGACAUUGUGCUUGAUGAGAAUAUGAGUCUACGCGACAGUCAUGACCUCGGCGAGAGUCUGCAGUACGUCCUUGAGAGCGUGCCGACGGUGGAUCGCGCUUUUGUUCACGCCGACUAUGCGGACUGGAAUUUGCCCAGCCAUAUGAAUCAGCAAGCCUGA
Molecule: messenger RNA, 1689 nt
Organism: Cladophialophora carrionii CBS 160.54
Lineage: Eukaryota; Fungi; Ascomycota; Eurotiomycetes; Chaetothyriales; Herpotrichiellaceae
Exons: 1
Coding region: 1-1689 (562 amino acids)
Biological process (GO): transmembrane transport; monoatomic cation transport
Cellular component (GO): membrane
Molecular function (GO): monoatomic cation transmembrane transporter activity
Source: RefSeq, a predicted model, not a curated record